Molecule: messenger RNA, 1311 nt
Organism: Pyricularia oryzae 70-15
Lineage: Eukaryota; Fungi; Ascomycota; Sordariomycetes; Magnaporthales; Pyriculariaceae
Exons: 2
Coding region: 360-1163 (267 amino acids)
Biological process (GO): mycotoxin biosynthetic process
Source: RefSeq, a predicted model, not a curated record
ACUUAAAAUCCGACCAUGGAAUCUGGGGUGGGAAUUAAUUGGGUUCAUUUUUAGCUUGAGCCUGAUACAAUAUGACGCCGAUCUACGUUUCAUCAUCCACAGUUCCAGCGAAGAAACAAGUCAAUGACAAGCAACGUACCAGAAUUGCUUAAAAAGUCAUGGCAGCCCUCUCGUGGAUAAUUUUGGGGAACCACCAUCAUCCGUUCAUUCAUGGUCUCUUCCUGUGAUCUGAAAGGGACGAACCUUGGGCCAACAACAACAGGAACCACAACCACGACAGCUUCAACUCAACCGAAUACGACUUGAGACACCAGAAUAUCGCACGCAAAGGGGGGUCACGAAGCAAACAAGACAAAAAAAUGGCACCAAUUCCAAAAUUCAGAGACGAAAGCGCAGGGCGCACCCCCAAGGACUCCAGCGAGUCUCUGAUGGGCCACCAGGAGGAGGAGGAACAACAAUGGCAGAACAACCAAAGUCGACGCCGCUCGCGCGUGCAACGCAUCUCGGAUGCCGUCGGCCCCUGGCGCUGGCUUAUCGACGGCAUUUUGUUCUUUGCGAUAAUCGGCCUGCUGCUCGAGAGGAGGUCAAGCACUGCACGUGGCGGGUACUGCGAGUUUGAGAGCACGGGAGACAUCACAGGGUUCGCACCCAAGGUCUCGCAACAGAUCAAGAAAUUCGUGCCCGACUUUGGCUUCUUCCCCGACAACGCAACCGAGUUCUCCUCGCCUGCCACGAAGAAGAAGUGGCUGGACUUGGUACCGAAAGGAUUGGGCUACGUCAAGAUUGACCACCCGGAGAGGCAUAACAACCUUCCCCACAAGCUGGUUGGGUUUCCAAACGCGACGGCGUACACGACGUCUGUGACGCAUCAGCUGCAUUGCCUGCACGCCAUCGCAUCAACAUACGCAAACAUGCGUACCAACACCACGGCGUCGGGCUCCAACAUGGACGAUAUGGCGCCCUGGCACGUCAACCACUGCUUCGAAUACCUCCGCCAAACCAUCAUGUGCUGCGGCGACACGGCACUCGAGGGGGAGGCGACCACGUUCCCGGACAACCAGACGGGCAGCGAUGGCUGGGACGCCACGCACGUCUGCAAGAAUUAUGAUCAGAUUUACACAUAUCUAGAGACGAACCGGGCGUUGGACGAGGUUUGGGUUUGAUGGCAUUGUGUUUUCUUUUUCGGCAUAGGACUGGAGUUUUUACUGGGAAUCGUUUCGAAAAAAAAUAAUUAUCAAGUUGUCCUCGGGCAAACGAUAAAAAUGCAUACAUUGGCUCUGAUCUUCCUCUCCGUCUUGUGCGCAGUCGGAC